CAGUCCCAUCUGCAGGUGGUCUCAGGGCCAUGUGCAUCACAGAGCACCGCCCAGCUCCCCACACCCACCUUUCACAACCCCACAGAUGGCGCCAUUCAUUGGGCAGGAAGAGCAAGAAAGAGGCCACAGGAAACAGUGGGCCGCACGUCAGGCAGGAGGAAGGCCAGUGGACAGAGCUUGUGACCAGGAGGCCACACAGCCACCGGACUCUGCUGACUACUGAUGGCAAUAGCCAGGAGCCUGGGCCUCCUGCUCUUCCUGCUACUGGAUUCAGAUGAAACCACUGAAAGGUCAAGGAACGUCUGCCAGCUCAAGGAUGCCCAUGAGUAUGACACCUUUGACUUGACUGACAUUGCUAAGUGCUUUACCAAGUGUGAGCAAUUGGAAGACAGCUCCUGUGAUGUAGGGAACUUACAGAGAUACUGGCUAAACUAUGAAUCCUACCUACUGGAGAAUUCCAUGGAGACUGUGGACAUGCCUUUUGUUAAGGCCUUGAUCCAGAACAUCAGCACGGAUGUCUCAGAAGACCUGCUGUUCUCUCUGAUGCCCUCCCAGAUCCCAAGGCAGGUGAUGCAGGGUGAGGACCAGCCCACAGACAGAGUCCGACUUCCCAAGAGCCUAUUUGGAACCCUCCUGCCUGGCAACAGGUCUGCCGUCCGGUUGGCCAUAACUGUUCUGAACAUUGGUGCAGGAAAUGUCUUCAAGGGCGCCAAGCUCCUCCAGGACAAUGGCAGCAGUGUGUUGAACAACCGCAUGGUAGGCUUGAGUGUUGGCCAGAAGCACACCACCGGACUGUCGGAGCCAGUGGAGAUCACCUUCUCUCACCAGCGUCAACUACCAAAUAUGAUCCUUACUUGUGUAUUCUGGGAUGUGGCUAAAGGAAACUGGGAUUCCCAAGGCUGUUCCACAGAGCUCGGGGAUGAGAGGACUGUCUGUCACUGUGACCACUUGACCUUUUUCGCCUUACUUCUGAGGCCGAUAUUGGACAUGGCCACAGCACAGACUCUCACUCGCAUCUCCCAAGCAGGCUGUGGAGUCUCCAUGAUCUUCUUGGCCUUCACCAUGGUUCUCUAUGUAACCCUUAGGCUCUCUCUGCAGAGGUUCAAGUCUGAAGAUGCCCCUAAGAUCCAUAUGGCCCUGAGCAGCAGCCUGUUUCUCCUGAAUCUUACCUUCUUGAUCAAUGUGGGGAGCAGCUCUCAAGGCUCCCCAGCCUCCUGCUGGGUCCGAGCUGCCAUCUUCCACUACUUUCUGCUGUGUGUCUUCACCUGGAUGGGCCUGGAGGCCUUUCAUCUCUACCUGCUGGCCAUCAGGGUCUUCAAUACCUACUUUGGACACUAUUUCCUGAAGCUGAGCCUGCUGGGCUGGGGCCUGCCUGCUCUUGUGGUUAUUGGUGUUGGGAGUAGCAACAGUUAUGGUAUUUACACCAUCCGCAACCAGGAGAACCGCACCUCACUGGAGCUGUGCUGGUUCCAGAAAGAGCCUGCCCUUUAUGCUACCGUCCACGGCUACUUCCUUGUCAGCUUCCUCUUUGGAGCUGUGGUGCUGGCUCUGGUGGCCUGGAAGUUCUUCACUCUGCCCAGUGUCACAGCAGGCAAAGGACAGGGGCAGACCUGGAAGUCGGUCUUCACCAUUCUGGGCCUCUCCAGCCUGGUGUCUUCAUCUUCUGCUGGUUCAUUAUCCUCUACUUCCCGAGGCAGAGCACCGCAACCUCCUCCUCCGGCACUGCCCGUGUGGACCAGGCCCACUCCGUUUCACAAGAGUAGGCAGCUGCAGUUCGACCUCAGCUCCAGAUGGGUUUGUGACCUCGGACAGCUCCCUACUUCCUUCUGGGUUCACUGUCUUCUCUGUACAGGGUGUCUGAGGAGGGAGAGGAUGGAGACCAGGCUGAACCAUAUGGCUCCAAAGCUCCUACUUGGAGAGCUGGGUAGAUUGAUGGCUUGAAGAGGACACUGGUUCAGUUCCCAGCACCCACACGGAGGCUCACAACUGUCUGUAACUAUAGUUCCGGGGAAUCUGAUACCCUCUUCUGGCCUCCAAAGGCACCAAAGGUGUUGUAUAUACAUAUGUGUGGACAAAAUGCUCAUACACAUAAAAUGGAAAUUUUAAAAAAACAUGUUGAAAAGCUCCUGUUCAGAAGUGUUCAUGGGUCCAAAAAGCUACAGAAGCAGAUUUGUGGGAGACCAAAAUCCCUAUUAGCCUGAGACCCCCCAUCUGACAGUGUCAUCUUUACCCCUGCUGCUGUAGAAGCAUCUCUACAGCUCUAAGCAGCUGUUUUUAGCUAUGGGCCACGUCUCAUCUCAUUAGGAGCCUGAGCCAAAGAGGGAAAUCUUGAUGAAACCCCUUGAAGAAACUCCAGUCUUUUCCCUCUUCCCCCAUCUCUCCCCCUACAAUCCCACCUUAUAGAUGCCUGCCCUCCCCUACCUGCCCAGGCAUUCACAGGCUGGGGGAGCAGAGGACUGGAGGCUUCUUUGGGGACUUUGAUGAUCUUCUGCCUACUUUGCCCUAGUCAGGGCUCAUCCCAAUUGCAAUUACUGCACCAUUGAAGGUUAAGGUCCUUCUAGGUGCCCAGGACACUUUCAGAGAAAGCCACUCAGAGGGUGAGCUUCCAGGAACAUGUCCACCCACCCCACUUGACUGCAGGCUGUGAGGGCUGAGUCUAGUCUGCUGUCUUUGUUGGGACAGAAGCUGAGUUCCAGAACUGGAGGCAUGCUUGCUCCAUCCACAUUAGUGCAUGUGGUCCAGGGGGACAAAGAGAAAAAGGUGACCCUUCUCACAAUGUCUGUAAUCCUAUAAGCAGGGACCUGAAUAGUCUUACCCACCAUUUCAACAUAGCCUGAGCAUCAGGCCUGCCCAUAUUAAGUGAAUAAUUGCCACACAGAUUUCAAUAAACAAAUACUUGUUGCUUGA
Molecule: messenger RNA, 2907 nt
Organism: Phodopus roborovskii (desert hamster)
Lineage: Eukaryota; Metazoa; Chordata; Mammalia; Rodentia; Cricetidae
Gene: Adgrg3
Product: adhesion G protein-coupled receptor G3
Exons: 12
Coding region: 223-1941 (572 amino acids)
Biological process (GO): adenylate cyclase-activating G protein-coupled receptor signaling pathway; cell surface receptor signaling pathway
Cellular component (GO): membrane
Molecular function (GO): G protein-coupled receptor activity
Source: RefSeq, a predicted model, not a curated record